AUGCUCCCACCACCUCCUGGGAUGCCAUUGCCGCCAGGUAUGAGCGAUCCGCAAUCCUCGCGAAUGCCCCAAGAAUUCCUGGCGCAAAAAUCGCAGAAGUGGAUUCAGAUGCAGAAGAAGCGAUAUGGCGAAAAGCGAAAAGGGGGCUUCGUUGACAUGGGCAAGCAAGACCUCCCUCCCGAACACGUCCGCAAGAUUAUUAAGGACCACGGUGACAUGAGUAACCGCAAAUUCAGAAAUGACAAGCGCGUUCACCUGGGUGCGCUGAAGUACGUCCCUCACGCCGUUAUGAAGUUGCUAGAAAACAUUCCCUACCCCUGGGAGCAAGUGCGCGAAGUCCCUGUGCUCUACCACAUCACCGGUGCUAUCACGUUUGUUAACGAGAUCCCACGGGUAAUUGAGCCUGUAUAUCACGCACAGUGGAGUAGUAUGUGGCUUGCUAUGCGGAGGGAGAAGCGGGAUCGUAGGCAUUUCAAGCGUAUGCGGUUCCCACCAUUUGACGACGAGGAACCCCCACUCGACUACGGAGACAAUGUCUUGGACGUUGAGCCACUCGAAGCUAUCCAGCUUGAGCUCGACGAGGAGGAAGACGGUGCAAUUGCCGAGUGGUUCUAUGAUCCUAAGCCGCUCAUCGACACGCCACACGUCAACGGUUCGUCAUAUCGCUACUGGAACCUCACCCUGCCUAUCAUGGCGAAUCUAUACCGUCUGGGUAGGACUCUCCUGUCGGAUAACACCGACAGCAACUCUAGCUACCUUUUUGACAAGAAGUCGUUCUUUACCGCCAAGGCGCUCAACAUGGCUAUCCCCGGUGGUCCGAAGUUCGAGCCAUUGUACAGGGAUAUGGACACGUUCGAUGAGGACUGGAACGAGUUCAAUGACAUCAACAAAGUCAUCAUUCGACAACAGAUCCGUACGGAAUACAAGGUGGCAUUUCCUCAUCUCUACAACUCGCUACCACGUUCAGUGCAUAUCUCUCCGUACCACACGCCCAAGAACGUUUACAUUCGCACCGAUGACCCUGACCUCCCUGCAUUCUAUUUCGAUCCUCUCAUCAACCCUAUCUCUCUUCGCGGCUUCCAGCCGAAGAACGCACCUCUCGUAUCGCACGAGGAUGUCAUCUUCGGGCCCAACGAUGCAGAUGACGACGAGUUCGAAUUGCCGGAGGAGGUUGAGCCAUUCCUCGAAGAGAAGCCUCUAGAGAACGAUUUGACGGCGGAUGCCAUUGCGCUGUGGUGGGCCCCUGACCCCUACAACCGCCGCUCUGGACGUAUGCGCCGCUCACAAGACAUUCCCCUCGUCAAAAACUGGUAUCUGGAGCACUGCCCUCCUGGCCAGCCGGUCAAGGUCCGCGUGUCGUAUCAGAAGCUCCUCAAGUGCUACGUCCUUAACGAACUCAAGACCCGACCCGAGAAGGCGAUGACGAAGAAGAACCUCUUCCGCCAGCUGAAGGCAACGAAGUUCUUCCAGACGACGCGCCUUGAUUGGGUCGAGGCGGGACUACAGGUUUGCAGACAGGGAUACAACAUGUUGAAUCUGCUCAUUCAUCGCAAGAACCUCAACUAUCUGCAUCUCGAUUACAACAUGAACCUGAAGCCGGUGAAGACGCUAACAACAAAGGAGCGAAAGAAGUCGCGGUUCGGAAACGCAUUCCAUCUGUGCCGUGAAAUCCUCCGUCUCACGAAGCUCGUCGUCGACGCCCAUGUUCAGUUUCGUCUUGGUAAUGUAGAUGCGUUCCAGCUGGCAGACGCUCUUCAGUACAUCUUUGCACACAUCGGUGCUUUGACGGGUAUGUACCGGUACAAGUAUAAGCUGAUGAGACAAGUACGCAUGACGAAGGACCUGAAGCAUUUAAUCUACUAUCGCUUCAAUACCGGCCCUGUCGGUAAGGGCCCUGGCUGUGGUUUCUGGGCUCCAGGUUGGCGCGUCUGGCUAUUCUUCAUGCGUGGCAUUGUACCUCUACUGGAAAGAUGGCUCGGCAAUCUGCUCGCCCGUCAGUUCGAGGGUCGUAACAGUAAGGGGAUCGCGAAGACGGUGACGAAGCAACGUGUCGAGUCACACUACGAUCUUGAACUUCGUGCUGCAGUCAUGCACGACAUCCUUGACAUGAUGCCUGAAUCCAUCAAGCAGAACAAGUCGAAGACGAUUCUGCAGCAUUUGUCCGAGGCGUGGCGUUGCUGGAAAGCAAACAUCCCGUGGAAGGUUCCUGGCAUGCCAACGGCGAUCGAGAACAUCAUUCUGCGCUACAUUAAGAGUAAGGCGGAUUGGUGGUGCUCGGUCGCUCACUACAAUCGUGAGCGUAUCCGCCGUGGCGCGACGGUCGACAAGGCUGUCGUCAAGAAGAACCUUGGUCGUCUCACGCGUCUGUACCUCAAAGCCGAGCAGGAGAGACAGCAUGGCUACCUUAAGGAUGGUCCCUAUAUCAGUGCCGAGGAGGCCGUCGCCAUCUACACUGCGACGGUUCACUGGCUCGAGAGCCGGAAGUUCUCGCCCAUCCCCUUCCCUCCCUUAAACUAUAAGCACGACACUAAGCUACUCGUCCUGGCGCUCGAGAAACUGAAGGAGGCAUACUCCGUGAAGGGUCGCUUGAAUCAGUCCCAGCGUGAGGAACUCGCGCUUAUCGAACAGGCGUACGACAAUCCCCAUGAGUGCCUCUCCCGGAUCAAGCGCCUCCUACUCACCCAGCGUGCGUUCAAGGAGUCGGGAAUUGAGUUUUUCGACACCUACGACAAGCUUAUUCCUUGUUAUGACAUCGAGCCCGUUGAGAAGAUCACGGAUGCUUACCUCGACCAGUUCUUGUUCUUUGAAGCCGACAAACGUGGCCUCUUCCCCGCAUGGAUCAAGCCUGCCGAUACAGAACCACCACCGCUUCUUGUCUACAAAUGGUGCCAAGGCAUCAACAACUUGACAGACAUCUGGGAGACGAGCGAAGGUGAAUGUAACGUCAUGAUGGAGACUGUCCUCUCGAAGGUAUACGAGAAAAUCGACUUGACGCUACUCAACCGUCUCCUCCGACUCAUCUUGGACCAUAAUCUCGCGGACUACAUCACUGCCAAGAACAACACAGUCCUGACGUACAAGGACAUGGCACACACGAAUGCGUACGGUCUAAUCCGCGGUCUGCAGUUCUCGGCUUUCGUCUUCCAAUACUACGGGCUGGUUCUAGACCUGCUAAUUUUGGGACUGCAAAGGGCAAGCGAGAUGGCGGGCCCGCCCCAGAUGCCGAACAAUUUCCUACAGUACCGCGACUCUGCGACUGAGACUCGUCAUCCCAUUCGCUUGUACUCCCGUUAUGUUGAUCGACUCCACAUUCUCUUCCGCUUCACUGCGGAGGAGUCGCGCGACCUCAUCCAGCGCUACCUCAGUGCGAACCCUGACCCGACAAACAACAAUGUCAUCGGCUAUAACAACAAGCGAUGCUGGCCACGGGAUUGCCGCAUGCGGCUCAUCAAGCACGAUGUCAACCUCGGACGCGCGGUCUUCUGGAACGUUAAGCAGAGUUUACCUCGAUCUCUGACGACGAUUGAGUGGGAAGACACCUUCGUGAGCGUCUUCUCGAAAGACAACCCGCAAUUGUUAUUCUCUAUGUGCGGCUUCGAGGUCCGCAUCCUGCCGAAGAUCAGGACAAUGAGCGGCGAACAAUUCUCGUUGAAGGAUGCAGUAUGGAACCUGACCAACGAACAGACGAAGGAGCGCACGGCGCAGGCCUUCCUGAGAGUCUCUGAUGAUGGCGUUCAGCAGUUCAAUAAUCGUAUUCGGCAGGUCCUCAUGAGUUCUGGGUCGACAACCUUCUCGAAGAUCGUCAACAAGUGGAACACCGCUCUUAUCGGGCUGAUGACGUACUACAGAGAGGCGGUUAUUCACACAAAUGAGUUGCUUGACGCACUCGUGAAAGCCGAGAACAAGAUUCAAACUCGCGUCAAGAUCGGCCUGAACAGUAAGAUGCCUUCCCGUUUCCCUCCGGUGGUAUUCUACACCCCGAAGGAACUCGGCGGUCUGGGCAUGUUGUCCAUGGGCCAUGUUCUCAUUCCACAGAGUGACCUUCGCUGGUCAAAGCAGACUGAUGUCGGAGUCACGCACUUCCGUGCGGGCAUGUCACACGAGGAAGACCAACUCAUCCCCAACCUGUACCGCUAUCUCCAGCCGUGGGAGGCUGAGUUCCUCGACUCUGCGCGUGUCUGGUCAGAGUACUCGAUGAAGCGUAAGGAGGCGAACGCGCAAAACCGCCGCCUCACUUUGGAGGACCUUGAGGAUAGCUGGGAUCGUGGUAUUCCUCGUAUUAACACGCUCUUCCAGAAGGAUCGUCAUACUCUGGCAUACGACCGUGGUUGGCGUGUACGCACUGAUUGGAAGCAGUACCAGUUACUCAAACACAAUCCGUUCUGGUGGACUUCGCAGAGGCACGAUGGUAAACUCUGGCAACUCAACAAUUAUCGUGUCGAUGUGAUUGCGGCUUUGGGAGGUGUGGAAGGUAUCUUGGAGCACACACUGUUCAAGGGCACUUAUUUCCCGACGUGGGAGGGUCUUUUCUGGGAGAAGGCGUCUGGUUUCGAAGAAUCGAUGCGUUACAAGAAGCUCACGAACGCCCAGCGGUCCGGUCUCAACCAGAUUCCAAACCGUCGAUUUACCCUCUGGUGGAGUCCGACGAUCAAUCGCGCGAACGUUUACGUUGGUUUCCAAGUACAGCUCGAUUUGACCGGUAUCUUCAUGCACGGCAAGAUCCCUACCCUGAAGAUUAGUUUAAUUCAAAUCUUCCGUGCGCACUUGUGGCAGAAGAUUCACGAAAGUGUAGUGAUGGAUUUGUGUCAAGUCUUCGACCAGGAGCUCGAACCACUGCAGAUCGAGACUGUACAGAAGGAGACAAUUCAUCCUCGAAAGAGUUACAAGAUGAACUCGUCCUGCGCCGAUAUCCUGCUGUUUUCUGCGUACAAGUGGAACAUUUCAAGGCCAUCGCUCGUUACAGACAGCAAGGAUGUACUCGACGGGACCACCAGCAACAAGUAUUGGAUCGACGUACAAUUGAGAUGGGGCGAUUUCGAUACCCACGAUAUUGAGCGGUACACUCGCGCUAAGUUCCUGGACUAUAUCUCCGAUUCGAUGAGUAUCUACCCGUCGCCAACUGGUGUCAUGAUUGGCAUGGACCUUGCGUACAAUUUGUGGUCUGCAUACGGUAACUGGUUCCCUGGCAUGAAGCCGCUCAUUCAGCAAGCGAUGGCAAAGAUCAUGAAGGCCAACCCUGCAUGUCACGUCUUGCGCGAGCGUAUACGCAAGGGUCUUCAAUUAUACUCGUCGGAGCCGACAGAGCCGUACUUGAACAGCCAGAACUAUUCCGAGCUGUUCUCGAACCAAAUCAUUUGGUUUGUCGACGAUACGAACGUGUACCGUGUCACCAUCCACAAGACAUUCGAGGGCAACUUGACGACGAAGCCCAUCAACGGCGCUAUCUUUAUCUUCAACCCGCGAUCUGGUCAGCUAUUUUUGAAGAUCAUUCACACAAGCGUGUGGGCAGGCCAGAAGCGUCUUGGUCAGUUGGCGAAGUGGAAGACAGCUGAAGAAGUCGCCGCAUUGGUUCGGUCGCUUCCAGUGGAAGAACAGCCCAAGCAGGUCAUUGUCACUCGCAAGGGCAUGUUGGAUCCUCUCGAGGUCCAUUUGCUUGACUUCCCGAACAUCGUCAUCAAGGGCAGCGAACUCCAGUUGCCAUUCCAGGCAUGCAUGAAGAUGGAGAAGUUCGGUGAUCUCAUCCUUCGCGCGACUCAACCUCAGAUGGUCCUCUUCAACCUCUACGAUGAUUGGCUGAAGUCGAUCUCGAGUUACACAGCAUUCUCCCGUCUCAUUCUUUUGCUCCGAGGUCUUCAUGUCAAUAAUGAGAAGGCUAAGAUCAUUCUGCGACCUGAUAAGAACACGAUCACCGAGCCUCACUUCGUCUGGCCGUCUCUCGCUGACGAGGAAUGGAUCAAGGUUGAAGUUGCGUUGAAGGACCUCAUUCUAGCUGAUUUCGGCAAGCGUAACAGCGUCAACAUUGCCUCGCUCACGUCAAGUGAGAUCCGAGACAUCAUCCUUGGUCAGGAAAUUGCCGCACCAUCUGUUCAGCGUCAGCAGAUGGCAGAACUCGAGAAGAGCUCAGAGGCCCAGAGCCAAGUCACGGCGGUGCAGACUCAAACCACCAACAUUCACGGUGAUGCUAUCCAGACCGUGACGACCACCAAUUACGAGCAGCAGGUCUUCAGCAGUAAAUCCGACUGGCGUGUCCGUGCUAUCUCUGCAACGCACCUGCCUCUUCGUUUGCAGCAUAUCUACGUUUCAAACGAUGACGUUAGGGACGACGCGGGUUCCUAUACAUAUGUCCUUCCCAAGAACAUCCUACGCGCGUUCGUCACUGCGGCCGACUUGCGCACUCAGGUGGCGGCAUUCUUGUAUGGUGUCUCGCCUGCGGACAACAAGCAGGUCAAGGAGGUCAAGGCGGUGGCUUGGGUGCCACAGCGUGGCAACAACAACAGCGUCGAGCUGCCGUCGCAGUUGCCCAAGGAUGACUUCUUACUGAAGGACUUGGAGCCUCUUGGAUGGAUCAAGACGCAGGCUCUGGAGUUAUCUCAUCUCUCGCCCACAGACGUCACGACUCAAGCGAAGCUGAUGACAGACCAUCCUGAGUGGGGUUCAUCUUCCGUAUGCUUGACGGUCGCCUUCACGCCGGGAUCCGUAUCGAUGUCAGCCCAUUCGCUUUCGGUCGCUGGCUUCGAAUGGGGUCGCAAAAACACUGAUACGUCGCCUAAUCCAGCGGGCUUCAAUCCGAAUAUGUCGGAGCGUGUACAACUGUUGCUCUCCGAUCGUGUCCUAGGAAUGACGCUAGUUCCCGAGGGACGCGUUUGGAACUAUGGUAUUGGGCUGACGCAGCUCUGGUCACCAUCGCUCAACUACUCUAUGACACUGGAUACUCCGCUUCUCUUCUGGGCUGAAGAGCACCGUCCAGCUGCCUUCCUAUCGUUCGCAAAUCUUGAGGCCGGAGACGACAGUGCUGAUGUAGAGAAUAGCUUCGCAUAA
Messenger RNA from Postia placenta MAD-698-R-SB12, 7038 nucleotides. RefSeq lists its product as hypothetical. Gene Ontology annotation, biological process: spliceosomal tri-snRNP complex assembly; mRNA splicing, via spliceosome. The transcript is spliced from 28 exons. Gene Ontology annotation, cellular component: U5 snRNP; catalytic step 2 spliceosome. Gene Ontology annotation, molecular function: U5 snRNA binding; metallopeptidase activity; U2 snRNA binding. NCBI's taxonomy places the organism in Eukaryota, Fungi, Basidiomycota, Agaricomycetes, Polyporales, Adustoporiaceae. The coding region runs from base 1 to 7038 and encodes 2345 amino acids. The record is from RefSeq and is a predicted model, not a curated record.